Mesorhabditis spiculigera is the source of this 1146-nucleotide messenger RNA. The record is from the annotation of a GenBank genome assembly. Lineage: Eukaryota; Metazoa; Nematoda; Chromadorea; Rhabditida; Rhabditidae.
AUGCUGUUCCACUACAGCGCGGCGGCGCUGUACAUAAUUACCGUCAAUGUGGGCAUCAUCGGGAAUGGCUGGGUGAUAUCGUCAGUGUUAAGAAGUCGACGCCCCAAGAAUAACAUGGCCAACAAUUCGCCGUCCGACCGAUUGAGAAUGUACAUCGCCUGCCUGGCCGUCGUUGAUCUGACCGUGCUGAUGGCGUUGUUGGUGCGCACACUCUACUUGCUGCUGCCCGAGAUGAGGCUCGAUAUGAUGAGUUGCCGGGCGGUGUUCUUGUUGGAGAUGUCGGUCAAAUUUGCCUCCAUCACGUGCCUAUCUUGCAUUUCCAUCGAGCGCUACGUGACGAUACGCAAGCCGUUUUCGACGAGGAUCCGAAAACGCUUCAUCCAGUUCAUUCCCCUCUUCGGCAUUCUCGCCAUGUCCUCCAUCUUGGCGGCCAUCUUCAUGGAGACGUAUUCUGUCGUGGUCACGCAGGAGGCUACAAACUGCAUUCUGCGAUGGCCAACGACAAGCGGCUGGUCGAGAGCGGCAGCUUUUCUUGUUGGCAUCGCCUUCACCUUGUCGCUAGCAAUAAUUGCCUCCAACUACGGCCAAAUCGUGCGCCACGUCAGGAGGAAGUUCACGAAACGGAGGCAAAGAGUGGUGGCCAACUCGCGCGCCGGCGAGGUGAACGAGCCGAAAUAUAUGCGCGAGAUGACGAACGCCAUCAUACGGGUCGGCGUGUUCCACGUGGUGUGCUACGCGCCGUUCUGCAUCUUCCAGCUGCUGCCCUCGGAGAGCGUCUACUCGCAGCUCGUCGCCUCGCUCCGCCAAUUCGACAAUUUUACGGAUUUCAGCGUGAUGCAAUGCGUCCUUUUUGUCGUCAACUGGCUGACGUAUGCAAACGCGGCCGGGGAUUGGGUCUUUUACGCGGCCCUAAAUCGUGACCUCCGCAAUUUGAUACGGCUCAUGUCGGAGCGGAGGAAGCGGUCAACACUCUCUCAGAAUUGCUCGCCGUCAAAUUUGCAUCGGAGUUUGAGGCAACAGGUCCAAACCUCGCUCCGCUUCUUCCAAUCGAUCAACAGCUACCGCUCCUCAGCCGGUGGCUCGUUCGACGAGUCGGCCGGUCCCCUCGGCGGCCCCCAGAUCGCAACCCCGAAGUGUGUGCUACUC